AUGCACCUGCAAUUCGACUCCAACGUCUCCUGUCCACGCCGCACGCUAUCUAACAAUUGCCCAAGUUAUUGACCGUGGCUUCCAUCUAGGCUUCCUCAGAAGAAGAAAUACCCAUCCCCGUUACCAAGCCGAAAGCCAACCAACUUUACGCCAACAUUGAACAUCAGCUGGAGCCACCAUGACCCGGUUCCCACUCCGCUCGAUUUCCACCAUCUCCAGGCUGUCCCCUGCAUGUCGGAGGUCAGCGGGGCCGACACACCCCUUCCGUCCGACAGUCCGCAACUACAGCAACGGCAGCACCUCGUCCCCCAAGUCCGCCGAACGAGCGAGCGCCAACAGCGGCGGCUCGCGCAGCAAAGAGGCCAAGGAGACCGGGUCGAGCCCCACGGCGGGGGCGAUCCCGGACGCGCUCUCGGAGGGCGACAUGCGCGGCGCGACGGGGGGCGGCACGCCACUCGACAGCUCGCACGACGCGCCGCCGCAACCCAAGAUCAGCAACGCCAGCGUGCCGGGCUCGCGGCCGCAGCUGACGCCCGAGCAGCAGGCCGAGGUGGACGAGCACAACCGCGACUUUGAGAACAAGCAUGGCAAGGCGCAGCCGGCGGGCGAUGAUAAGGUUGAUAAGAGCUUCUGGAGCGGGAAGGGGUCGCGGUAUAAUAAGGCCUGA
Molecule: messenger RNA, 667 nt
Organism: Chaetomium strumarium
Lineage: Eukaryota; Fungi; Ascomycota; Sordariomycetes; Sordariales; Chaetomiaceae
Exons: 1
Coding region: 179-667 (162 amino acids)
Source: RefSeq, a predicted model, not a curated record